Messenger RNA from Harmonia axyridis, 11214 nucleotides. RefSeq names its product cubilin-like. NCBI's taxonomy places the organism in Eukaryota, Metazoa, Arthropoda, Insecta, Coleoptera, Coccinellidae. The record is from RefSeq and is a predicted model, not a curated record. The transcript is spliced from 64 exons. Gene Ontology annotation, molecular function: calcium ion binding. The coding region runs from base 67 to 11166 and encodes 3699 amino acids.
AUCAUAAAUUCAUUCAGUGGUUCGAAUGUCGAUGUAUGUUUAGUUGAGAUGACGAAUUAAUUCGAAAUGAAGUUUUACAAGUUCCGUUUUUUGAUAUUAUUUCUGUUUGUUCAGUUUUUCACGAGUGAAAUAGAUUGUGCUAAGGACUAUUCAGAAAUAAUUUCGCCCAAUGGGAAUUUCAUCAUUCGUUCUGCGCAAGACAGAAAUAUUUCAUUCGAAACCGAUGCACAAUGUGGAGUUUUCAUCAGAAAAGCCAAUUUCGAAAAUGCUGUUUCAACGAUCAAUAGGGUGGACCAAGUCAUGGAGGACUAUAAAACAGUCCUUUCAACAAAUUCGUUCCGUUUGUUAAUAUUGCGAGCCGGGAUUUACAAUUAUAUCCCGAAAAUUUGGUUGAUGGAAGCUAAAUUGAAAAAAUAUAAUGUUUCAACCUCUAAUCCGAAUUUGGCUGAUAAUCUCAAGGAAGAAAUUUCAGAUUUGAGAACUUCCGUAGGGAAACUGAAAUCUUUACUUUCAAAAAAUGAGUGUGCUAAAAGUCCUUGUAAACAUGGUGGUAUAUGCCAAGAUCUUUUUAACGGUUUCCACUGUACAUGUUCAGAUGGUUGGGAGGGCAUCACUUGCGAAAAAGAUGUCGAUGAAUGUGUUUCAUUCAAUUCUACGGAUUUGGGAUGCCAAAAUGGUGGUAUAUGUCGCAACAAGCCAGGAACUUACGAAUGUAUAUGUACAAACGGAUGGCAUGGUCUGCAUUGCACAACAAAAACUACUGACUGCUUCUCAGCCUCUGCAUCUGAAAUAUGUGGACAUGGAAUUUGUAUACCCCAAUAUAACGAAAUUGGUAGGAGAUGUCUUUGUGAUCAGGGAUGGAAAAAUGAAAGAGAAAGUGGAGUCUGCACUGAAGAUAUCGAUGAAUGUAAGGAUGAAAAUCCAGCAUGCUCGAAAGAUCCUCUUGUUUCCUGUGAAAAUACCCCAGGAUCUUUCAGAUGUGGACCUUGUCCUGCUGGUUAUACCGGAAAUGGUCAGUAUUGUGCAGAUAUCAAUGAGUGUGAACUCUUCAAUGGUGGUUGCAGCAUGAACCCAAUGGUUGAAUGUAUAAACACACCUGGUUCAAGAAAAUGUGGUGCUUGCCCACCAGGUUAUAGUGGCGAUGGAUCUACCUGUACCUAUCAAGGGAUCUGCAAGACUAAUAACGGAAACUGUAAUCCUCUAGCUACAUGUGUUGGGUAUCCAAGCAUUUCUCAGUCGUAUGCAGAGUGUAGAUGUCCCCCAGGAUAUACUGGAAAUGGAUAUGGACCUAGAGGAUGCUUACCUCCUUCAAUGUCCCCAUGCUCUGCAAAUCCUUGCAAAUUUGGCACAUGCAUGCUUGCGUCGAAUGAAAUAGAAGGGUUUAGGUGUAUAUGCCAGGGCAACUACUUUGGAAAAUAUUGCAAUGAAACAGUCGGCCUGUGUUUCAGUAAUCCAUGUAAAAACGAUGGAAUAUGUGUGAAUAACAAUUCCACGUCAUAUUCAUGCAUAUGUCCUGAAAUUUACACAGGAAAAAAUUGCGAAAAUCCUGCUCGAGAGUGUGGUGAUCUAGGAUUUAAAGAAAGCGGAAGAUUGGAAUAUCCAAGAGGCUUUUCUCGCCUAAUUUGUUACUGGAGUAUUCGCACUGAAGAGAACAAAGUCUUCAACAUUUCUUUUUCGCAAUUUGAUGUUGGGACAGAUGAUGAUGAUUGUACCACUGAAUGGUUUCAGAUAACUGAGGACACUGGAGAGGAAAGGAAGACUCUUGGAAAGUUUUGCGGAAAAAAAUUGCCUAACAACGGUAGAAUAUUGAGUACUACGAAUGAAAUCACCAUCCAUUACAAGGCUAACACUAGACUCUCUCAUUUCAGUAUCGAAUGGAAAUCUGUUCAACCACCAUGCCAUCAAAUACUCAAUCUAACCAAGGACAACACUGGUAGUAUAAAAUCUCCCAAUUGGCCAAAUAAUUAUCCCAUCAACAGGGAUUGCAUCUGGUUACUGCAGGCACCGCCAGGAAGAUCGAUUAAGUUGACCUUCUUCAGUUUUGAGAUCGGAAAUGAUACAGACUGCUCUGGAGACUUUUUGAAAGUUUCCUCAUCAUUCGUUGAAGGGAAAUCGAUACUGGACAAAAAAUGUGGAGGACCAACACCAGAGCAGAUGAUAUCUGAAGGACCUGAAAUGCGCAUACAUUUCCACUCCGAUAAAAAAAAUACUCACCGUGGUUUUCAGAUUAACUAUUCUCUUCAGCCAGCAUGUGGAAUGACGCUCAAGGAUCCUAGUGGAACUAUUGUUUCACCUAAUGUCACCAAAGAUCUUAUUUGCUUCUAUCAAAUACGACAUGACCUCGAAUUGAAAACGAGAUUAAUUUUCAACACCUUAUCUCUUGACCUGAGUGUAGGAUGUACUGGAGGAUAUGUUGAGUUAUAUGAAGGAUAUAACACCAGUGGUCCUUUAAUAGGCAGAUAUUGUGGAACUACUGAACCAUCCCCAAUUAUCUCUAACAGCGGUGUUAUUUCUAUCAAGUAUAAAAAAAAUAGAGCUUCAUCGUAUUUCUCUUUGAAAUAUGAAGCAGUUUGUGAAGAGAUUUUCGAAGCAAAAAGUGGACUUAUCCAUUCAUUCAAGUACCCAAGACUUAUGCCCGUUGGAUUGACUUGUGCCUAUUUGAUCAAACAACAGGAUCCAGAAGCCUUGAUAACUUUGACAGUCGAUUCUGAUCUUCAGGACUUUUUAUAUUAUGAUGAUUGUGAGACUUCGUUCUUAGAGGUACGAGAUGGAGAUAACGCAAAUGCUCCAAUAUUGGAAAGUUUAUCCGAUCAUGAUUAUGAUGAUAUAACAUAUUUUUCCAGUAGUAACUCAUUAUGGAUUGGAGUAAAUGCUUCUUCUACUGAUUGUGUAUCGAAUUUCAUACUGAACUAUACAACAGCAGCUUCAGGUUGUACUUACAUCUUGAGGAAUCAGACAGGCUCCAUCACAUUUAACAUAGAAAGAAGACACAAGAAAAACUGCAGGUGGGUUUUGCAAGCUCCUGCUGGAUUCUUCAUACAAAUAUACGUGUCCAUAUUCGACUUCUUCGAGAGCAAUGAGUGCAUAUUGAGUAAUUUAAAUAUAUACGAGAACAUCUCGAACUCCAAAGAUGCCAAAUUCAUGAGUUCUUUCUGUGGAAGACAUAUUCCAUCCCAGAUUCUGAUACCUUCGAAUUUAGCAUCCAUUGUUGUGAAUAGUGGAAAUGUGAACAAGGAACAGACAUUUUCUGCCCAUUAUGUCUAUCUCAAUGAAAGUAAAGUUUGUGGAGGUAACUUAUUUAGUAGAUCUGGAACAAUAAGAUCACCGCAAUAUCCACGCCCUUAUCCAGCAUCAUCUGAUUGCACCUGGACAAUAACUGUGGCUAGCCAAAAACAAAUUGAACUUACAACACAAUUGUUCAGGGUGAGAAAACCUUGUUCCAUGGAAUAUCUUGAAAUAAGGAAUGGAGGAUCCCCAUUUUCCCCCCUUAUUGGCAGAUUUUGUGGUUCAAACAUACCUAAAACCAUUCGCUCUCAUACAAAUCAACUUUAUUUGCAUCUCCUUUCUACAUCGUUCAUUUCGUUGGAUUCGUCCAAAUUCAUGUUCACUUGGGAAACAGCCACUACAGGAUGCGGUGGUACUCUAACAUCCGCUGUUGGAGCUGUAGCAUCUCCAAAUUAUCCAGAACCAUACAACGCACUUGCAAAUUGUCAAUGGAGUAUAAUUGUCAGUCAAGGUUCGAGGGCUCAAAUUAGCUUCUUGGACAUGGAACUUGAAUCUAUGAAGUUCUUCAAACAUUGCAGUCUGGAUUAUUUAGAGAUUUUCGAUGGAUCGUCGAAAGAUAGGAAAUCAUUGGGAAGAUUUUGUGGCACAACAUUGCCUCAUACGUUGCUAUCGAGCGGUAGACGACUAGAUUUAUAUUUCAAAUCUGAUAUGAGUGCCUCAGGAAGAGGCUUCAACCUUCAUUACAGAACCAUUUGUUCCAAUAAUUUUACCGGAUAUGGCGGUGUCAUAGAAAGUCCAAAUUUCCCCGAACAUUAUCCACAAGUGCAAGAAUGUACCUGGCACAUCAAAGUCACUAAAAAAAAUACAGUCAACAUAACCUUCUCUCAUUUCGAUUUGGAGGAGAAACGUUUCCACCAAUUUCCAUUCUAUUCGUUACGUCAAGGAACUCAUCUCAAUUACUUGAAGGUUAUGUACGUGAAUACUGAUGGAACAGAUCAAGUUGUCGACUUCAAAUCGUUGAAUGGGUCAGUUAUUCCAGAGACCCUGACAGUACCAUCGGACCAUGUUGUGAUUUAUUUCAAGUCCGAGACAAAUUUGAUUGGGAAUGGUUUUCGUUUAGAAUGGUUGUUGAAUGGUUGUGGAGGACGUCUGAAUAAACCCGGCACUAUCAACUCUCCCAACUAUCCAAAAAAAUAUCCAGAUGACAUAGAAUGUGAAUGGUUGAUAGAAGCACCAAUUGGCCACAGCGUUGUUAUCAAGUUCACUUUCGUUGAUGUUGAAAAACAGAAUUACUGUCCAUAUGACGUCAUUAAAGUGUUCAAUGGACCUGACUCAAGCUACCCUCUUCUGGGUUCCUUAUGCCAUAUGGAUAAUAAAGUUAAGUUCACAACCAAUGGGAAUUUCAUGCACGUUAGCUUCUUUAGUGAUUCUACUUAUGCUGGCAAAGGAUUUUCCGCCGACUUCAAGUUCAUCGACUCUAAAUGUGGUGGCCAAUUAUCUGCUUCCUCUGGUAGUAUAUCAUCUCCAAACUACCCUAAGAACUUCAAUCUUGGAGACCUCUGCGAAUGGCAGAUAUCGGUUGAAGAAAAUCACGUGAUCAACCUGAAAUUUGAAACUUUAGACCUGGUAGAAUCAACAAACUGUACCAUAAACAAUAUUAGAAUAUAUGAUGGGCCAACUACCAAAUCAGCACUACUAGCCAAAAUUUGUGAUGAUACAUAUAUAAACAACCGCACUUUGACGUCCACCACCAAUCAAAUGAUGGUUGUGUUCGAAUCUAAGACACAAAAGAAUGCCGAUUCAUCUGCGUUAACCAGCCAAGGUUUCAAAGCAAUUUAUAGCAAGGCAUGUGGAGCACGAAUUAUAGCAAGUGAUAUUAGUGGAACUUUAAAACUAAAUCCAUUUUCAAUGUCUCAUUCCAACUUGGACACCAAUUGCGCUUGGACAAUAAUAGCUCCAAGAACAGAUCAAAGAGUUGCUCUCACCGUCACCCAUCUACAUAUGCAAACAGAAGACGAAGAUUCUCACACUGGGUUAACUGUAUACGGAGGAGAAACAUCAAAUUCACCCUUAAUUGGAGAAUAUUUAACAAAUAAGGUACCCCCUACUAUAGUCAGUGGUGGUUCAGCUCUUCAUGUUGAAGUAACUCAAGAUGUUGACUUCUUCGCUAUAUAUAAUAUAUUUGGAGCUAAUUGUGGAGGUACUUUAACUGCUUUAAACGGUAUGUUCUCUCCCAUUGGUAGUUCUUGUGAAUGGAUUAUACAAGUGGCAGAAGGCAAUGAAAUCAGUGUUUCUUUCAAAAAUUUCAAUAUACCAGUCUCUGAGAAAUGUGGCCUGGAUUAUUUAGAAAUAAGGGAAGUUAAUGCCACUGGGAAGUUGCGGGGAAUAUAUUGUGGAGAUAAAAAACCAGGUGAAUUAACACACCAAGGCAGUUUGUGGUUUUACUUCAGAACAGAAAGGAAUAAUAACACCUAUAAGUCGAGUAACGUUGGUUUUCUGGCAGAAUACGCAACAAGUACUAGUGUCACCUUACAUGGUUAUAGAGGAAGAAUUGCUUCACCACAAUAUCCAAAUAGUUUUUCCAGCUUAGUUCCUUUCACAUGGAAAAUUCGUUCACCUUUCAAUUCUAGAGUAAUGCUGGAAUUCGAAGAUUUUCAGACCGAAAAUUUUGCAGAUGAUUACUGCUUAUCCCCAUCACUCAGGGUCUUCGAUGGAGGGAAUAGUGAAGCACCUGAAUUAGGGAACUUUUGUGGCCACAAUAAGCCAGAUCCUUUGGAAUCGUCCUCGAAUAGUCUUUUCAUAGAAGCCUUAAUGGAUUCAUCUCGACUAGACAACAAGUUUCUCCUAAAAUGGACAAUAGUCUAUUUUCCAAAGCGACCAAAAAUCAAUAAGACGUGCGGUUUAGAAGAAAUAAUCGACAUAAGAAACAUACACAAAUUCAAUUUAACGUCGCCUGGUUAUCCAAAUGGCUAUGCCCCUAAUCUUCGAUGUGAGUGGACUUUCCGAACGGACAGUGCAAACAGUUUGCGUUUCAAAGCUGAGACGGUCAUCCUUGGAUACUCCAGUUUUUGCUUCCAGGAUUAUAUCAAGUUGACUUCUGAGAAUCUGAACAAGAAGAUUUGUCACCGUGUUCAUGUUGGUUCUUACAAUGCGUCCAAUACUCUGAAAGUAGCAUUCAUCACAAAUUCUUACUACAACGGAUCAGGAUUUUCAGCAGAAAUAACUGAAGCUUGUGGCGGAGUUCUAAAGGAAGCUUCAGGUGUCAUAUCUUUCGAUCCAACUUCUCCAAGAGACUGGACGUGUAAAUGGCAAAUCAAUGUGAAAUCUGGACGGAGAAUAAGUUUGGAAUUUUUGAAGUUCAGCACAAAUUCGAGUAGCAGAUGUGACAAUUUCAUCACGUUGAAAAAUGGCAUUGACUCCUCAUCUCCUAAUUUAGGAGAUGGAAAAUACUGCGACCAACCCCCAAUACUCAAAACCACCAGUAAUAAUUUAUAUAUAGAGUUCAGCGGGAAUCCAAAUAAAACUGAGUUCAAAGCCGUCUACAGGGAAGUUUUAUACGAUUGUGGAGGCUCUUUGACUUUGAAUGAAAAGAUGAAAAGUGUACAAAUAAUGUCUCCAAAUCAUCCUAAACAGUCAGAACCUUUCAUAGAAUGUGUCUGGGUGAUACAAUCACCACCUGACACAUAUUUGCAAGUUGAUUUCAUUGGAAAAUUCGAUUUCCAUCAACACCCAGGAUGUAGCAUAGAAGCUGUAGAACUUAGGGAUGGUGGCACACAUUUAUCACCCUUGAUUGAUACGUUCUGUGACUCAUCACCAAAUACACAGCAAACCACUGAUAACAUUUUGUUUGUGAAAUAUUUCACUAAUGCUAAAGAACCUGGUGAUGGUUUUCUUGCCAAUGUAGCUAUAGCCUCUUGUGGUGGUACAUUCAAAAGUGCAACAGGUGAAAUAAAUUGGAGUUGGUCACCAAGAACACCAAAGACAAGUCCAAACUGUACUUGGAACAUCAUUGCUCCUAGUUAUGAGUCACUGACUAUAGAUAUUGCUUUCGAAGGAUUUACAAUGAAUUACUUCGCCUGUAUGACCAAUGGGAACUUCCGUGUUUAUGAAAUCAUUGAAAUACCUAAUUUUCCCAAAACAAAGCUGCUGGGCAAUAUGUGUGACUCAUCUAAGACGAAAAAAUUUACAACCAUGGGCAAUCGUGCUGUUAUUGAGUACACUGAUAUAAUGAGAAACUCAAAAUAUCAACAUGCGAUAAGUAUUUCUAUAAAAUAUAAAACCAGUGGAAAAGAUUGUAACUACGUUAGUAACACUGAGUUUGGAGAGAUAAAAUCACCAGGCUACCCUAACUUGAAUUACUUCAAAGGAUUUUGCGUUUGGACAAUCACUGUGCCUAAAGGUAGAAGAAUAACACUGAACAUCACUGAUUUCGAUCUAGAAAAAUAUUCUGCUACAUCUAAAGAUGGUCAGUCUUUAGUAUUUCUCGAUUAUGGAGAAUAUUUCAUGGAUGAAUUUUAUUACAAUUCAACAAAGAGGAUAUACAAGUCUAGCGGCAACAUACUGGAAAUCAUAUUCUUGAGCGAUCAAUCCACGAACCAUCGAGGAUUUUCUGCUCGUUAUACAUCUGACGAAGAAACAGUGUGUACCCAAGACUUUUCUGGUCAACGUGGAAGCAUUACUAAGCUACCUGGCGAUGCAAGAUAUGUAUGUAUCUACAAAUACGAUCAGAAGAUGCCUAUAAACCAAACGUUGGCUCUAACCAUAAACUCUACAUUGCUCUAUAAAGCGAGUCCUAAAAUGACACUUUUCUAUAGAUCUUCUGUAAAUGUUAAAACAGAGGCUUAUGGUGAAUACACAUUUGGAGAAACACUUUUCUCUUGUAAAAGACCUCUUAUACAACCUGCCAUCGUGAGAGCUGUAUAUCCUGAGAUAUUCCUAGAGAUUCAAAUGAAGGGAAGCGAAGGAAAUUUCUCCUUGGAUUAUGUCCGUUAUCCUUGCGGUGGAUUCAUUCAAAACGAUACUGGUGUUAUCAACUCUCCUGGUUUUCCCAACACAUACAAGAAACCGUUGGAAUGCGCUUGGGUUAUAGAACUACCAGAUGCAUAUCGUAUAAAACUGAACUUCCUAUCUGUGAAUUUGGGUGAAGAUUGCGAGAAAAGCUAUAUCGACGUUUAUAAUGGAAAAUAUUCAAUAUCCCCGAAGAUAGGCAGAUUGUGCAACACCAAUAAUCCAGGUUUGAUAGUAUCUCAGGGAAAUAACUUACUGAUAGAGUACCAUCAUGAUGGAAGUUCUUCUGGUGUUGGUUUCAAUGCUUCGUAUGGAACAUUCACUGAAGCUUGUGGAGGGGUUGUUACUGAUAGGUACCAGUUCAUUGAAACACCAAACUACCCCAAUAACUACCCCAUCAAUGCUGAAUGCCGCUGGACUAUAGUUGCACCAGAGGGUAGCCAUAUGUCACUACACUCCGUUGGACGCUUCCAACUUGAGGAAUCUGACGCUUGCAAGAACGAUUAUGUUGAGAUAUUCGACUGGAAGAAUGAAACAUGGUCGAGCGUCAAGAAGUAUUGUGGGCGACAAUUCAAGCAAGUUACCUCAAGUGGAAAUAAACUGCUUGUUGUCUUCAGGAGUAACGAUAAAAUUAGCGGAGCUGGUUUUCAGUUCAAGUGGCGCAUGAAAUGUGGUGGAAGCUUCAGGGCAACAACCGAAAAAAAAUAUAUCACCAGUCCAGGUUACCCGAAUAAGUAUGAGAACGAUUUAGCUUGCACUUACUUUAUUUAUGGAAAGAACAAACUACUUGUCGAAUUCGAAGAUUUUGCCUUGGAAGGGGACUAUCCAACGUGCAGGAAUGAUAAUGUUACCUUUACAUCGAGCCCAAAACAGACAUAUUGUGGACACACGAAACCUCCAGCAAUCAAUGCUCGUUUCGCCGUUUUUAUCACAUUUAAAAGUGAUGUUUGGAUUUCGGAUAGCGGAUUCAAGUUUUCUUUCAGAACGAACGAUUGUGGAGAAAACAUAAAGGAGCCUACAAUAAUCAACUCUCCUAUGUUUCCAAUAACCCCAUAUGUCAUCAGAGAUAUAUGUCUUUGGAAUAUAACUGCACCCAAAAAUAAAGUGAUAAUGAUGAAAUUUACAAACUACUCCGAAGUUUCUUCAUAUUCGUCAUGUUUGGGCAAUGGAUUAGACAUAUACGAUGGUCCAAAUUUCGAAAAUCGCUUGAACAAAAUAUGCGACGCCCAAAACAUGCAGAUACCAGUUAUAACCUCAUCGGGCAAUAUGGCUUUGAUUUCAUUAGAGAGGACAGAAAGAACAAAGACUUCAUUUACAGCCGAGAUUCUAUUCACACCAGGCCCAGCAGAUGGUUGUGGUGGUACUUUUGCACUGAAUCAAACGAAAGUGAUUCAGCCACCUAAGAAUUUCACGAAUGCAGAUUGUCAAUGGAAAUUCGAAGCACAAGAAGGUUAUAAAGUAGAGUUCAGAAUUGAGUCCUUGAAGCUACCAGAAGGCUGUAGCCAGUCUAGAGGACACGGAAAGAAAAAUUGCACUUGUAGUUACAUUGAGAUAAGAGAUGGAACUGGACCGUUUUCAGAAGAAAUAGACCAAUUUUGCAGUAAUUCCACAAGUUAUAGUCAAGUGUAUACAACCUCUUGGAAAUUUGGCUUUUUAAGAUUUUACACAGAAACAGAAUACCUGGAAAAUGCGUUCAAAAUAACUAUUAAGCCAGUUGCAGAUAUAUGCGGCCCUCGCAAUUAUUGGGCCAAUAAAUCCAUUCAAACACUCACUUCACCUGGAUAUCCUUUAGCAUAUAAGCCGAACAUACAAUGUCGAUGGGUUAUCAAGAAUCCAAAUCAUUACAGACAGAAGAUAGUCGUCCGUUUCACAGAAUUCGAUCUUACUAAUUCUACAGAACAUGAAGAUAAAAACUUAUGUUCUGGAGAUAGACUUGAAAUUGAUGACAUCGAUGAAUCGAUCAGGUCUCACCGUGAAACCAUGCGUAAACAGAUUUCUAAAAAAUCGAGUGGCUCUACAUUUGAACUCGGCAAUGGUGAAAUAAUGCAAUUCUGCGGUAAACAAUUGAAAGUAUCCACUAUACGCGUCAGCAGAAUGAAUAUGUAUAUUAAAUUUAUCAGCACAUCUGAACUUAACAAGGGGAAGGGUUUCAAGAUAGAAUAUUCUCUGUCUGAAUGUUCGAAUAAUUUCACCCAAAAUUCUGGAUCUAUAUAUGCAGCUCAAGAUAAUGAAAAAGACUGUAUGAUGUAUAUUACAUCCUCUGAAAACACAACAUUAUCUUUGUAUUUCGAUACAUUUUGGCAGGGCUAUCGAAAUAACUGUUCAUCUGCAGCUUUGCAAGUAUAUGAUGGGCAUUCUAAACAAUCGCCAAAAUUGUUGAAUUAUUGUGGUACAGUAUUGCCGAGUCCAGUGUUCUCUAGUACCAAUAAGAUGUUGAUUAUUUUAUCAAGUCAGCAAGCUUAUUCUCACUCUACGUUGGGUGCUACGUUUUUGGCUUCUUCUGAUGGAAAAGGAUGUGGUGGUACAAUUUUCGACCAGUCAGGCACCAUUAGUAGUCCUAUGUACCCGAAUAAGUACACUAAUGACACUAUUUGCACUUGGGAGUUGAGCGUACCCAUAGGAGCACAAAUAAGUGCCAAUUUCAGGAGUUUCGAAAUAAAUGGACCAUGCGAAACAAAUUAUUUGAAAGUGAUUACAUACGAAAAUGGAAAGUCGAACGAAAGAACUUUCUGCUCAAGGGACCGUAUUGCACAAUUGACUUCCGCCAAUAAAAUGACUAUAACUUAUAAAUCAUCCGUGUUUAAUACAGGAACAGGAUGGUUAAUGAAAUUCAGGAGAUCUGCGAAAAUAAUGCUAUGGGAUCGGCCCACACCAAUUCGUCCUUUUUAUACAGGAAGAUUUGGGAGCUAUGGAUCAUUCCCACGUUAUGGGUGAUAUGUCAGAACCUUUUUAAUUAUGAUAAUUAAAAGUUUACAACAUCAA